This is a messenger RNA of Acanthopagrus latus (yellowfin seabream), 1916 nucleotides long. Its product is annotated as arrestin domain-containing protein 3-like. The coding region runs from base 419 to 1882 and encodes 487 amino acids. Gene Ontology annotation, cellular component: plasma membrane; cytoplasm. Gene Ontology annotation, biological process: protein transport. The record is from RefSeq and is a predicted model, not a curated record. The transcript is spliced from 6 exons. Lineage: Eukaryota; Metazoa; Chordata; Actinopteri; Spariformes; Sparidae.
ACGUCGCGCGUGAUUUCCAGUGACUCAACUGUAUUGUGCUACGGUAACAACAUUUCAAAGCUCAGUACUAUCCUCCAAAGUGAGUCCACAGAGAUUCAAAGUUGAGAGGGAAAGAGGAGACAGCUGAAGGUGAACACUGAGGGACACCAGCUGCCCUGUGUUGUUCUUCUACGACCCCUGGGCCACUUCCUGUUCACCUGAAUAACCAUGCUAAGCAAUAUGUGGUCACGAAUGAGUGAUUUGCUUGAAGGUACGUUGUAAUAAACGCUUUUGCGGAGGAAACACAGGAGGGUUUUUUUGCCGGUCCUCCUCGGGGCGGAGCCACACAACAGCUGCCAGGCUCACUGACGCCGCCGUCCAGUCAACGCCUUCUUCCUCCUGACCACAUGAGAACACGAACAGGGCGUAAACAACUACAAUGUCUCCGAUAAAGGAGUUAAAGGUCGUCUAUGAAGCCCUCAACGAAGAGGGCACGUUUUCCGCUGGAGACACCGUCGCAGGCACAGUCACUUUCACUUUGACCAAAGACACCAAAGUGAAGGCUGCCUGUGUGAAACUGAAAGGAGAUGCCAAUGUCCGCUGGACAGAAGGGAGUGGAGAGGAUGAGAAAACGUACAGUGCACACAAGAGGUACUUUAAAGUCAAAAAGGACUUGGUGGAUGAAAAAGGCACUGUACUUCCCAAAGGACUCCAUCACUUCAAAUUCAGGCUUAAUAUCCCAUACGGGAUCAUGCCGCCAUCUUUUGAAGGGAAGCAUGGAAAGAUUGUCUACAAGCUUGAAGCAAAGAUAUCCAGGAGCUGGCGGUGGCCCUCUGAAAUGCAUCAAGAGCUCAAUUUUGUGUCAAAACCUUUAUCAAACCGCGGUCAAGAUGUGUGUCCCCAGUCUGGUUCAGUGGAUAAAGAGGUUGGAGUUUUCACCAAAGGACUGAUCAAGAUGACUGCUACAGUUAACGGAAAGGUUUUCUGCCCAGGUGACACUUUAAUUGUUGGUGCCACUAUCUGCAACUCCUCCUCCAAAAAAAUGAGGCCUAAAUUCAGAUUAUGUCAGAAAACAGUGUACCGUGCCCAGGGUUCCACUAACACCAGUGAUAACAUUCUGUGCAUAAUGGAGGGGGAAACCCUCGCACCAAACUCAGAGGAAACUGUCUCCUGUCACAUGACGAUUCCUAAUAAUGUCACCCACUCGAUCCAUAACUGUGCGAUCAUCUCAGUUGAACAUUACAUAAAGGUCUAUUUGGACAUCAGUUUUGCCUUUGACCCAGAGGUGAAGCUGCCACUGGUCAUUGUUCCUUCUCUCUCUGCUACCCUUCCGCCUGGUGAGGAUUUUGGGCCUUACCCAGCAGGGGCUGUUGGAGGGCCAAGCAAAAGCGAUUUCCCUCCCCCUGCAGUGGCGAUGGGUCCCUAUCCAGCUGGGGCUGUAGGGGCUCCAAGCUACAGCGACUUCCCUCCACCUGCAGUGGCGAUGGGUCCCUAUCCAGCUGGGGCUGUAGGGGCUCCAAGCUACAGCGACUUCCCUCCACCUGCAGUGGCGAUGGGUCCCAAUUCAGCUGGGGCGGUAGGAGCUCCAAGUUAUAACGACUUCCCUCCACCUGCCUUCCUUACUGGAUCUUAUGGUGCACCCACAGCUCCAGGUGCUUAUGGAUACCCAGCACCAGGUCCCACUCAACCUGGCAACACAGCUGGUGGCUACAACAAUCAGUGGCCCCAGCAGGCCCCACCAUACAGUUUUCUCCCCCCAGCUUUCCCACCACCUUCAAUGGAGCAUCAAGGCCCUACUGCUCCACCUCAGUUUCAACAGGGAGAAGACCUUCCAACAUACACGUCCCUUUACCCCCCUGUCCCUGACACUUUGGCUGGCAAUGGGUCUGAUCAGAAAAACUGAGCUUUCAAGAGAGCACCAGUAAUCUUGAAAUAUG